Messenger RNA from Penaeus indicus, 474 nucleotides. RefSeq names its product glycine, alanine and asparagine-rich protein-like. The record is from RefSeq and is a predicted model, not a curated record. Bases 1 to 474 code for a protein of 157 amino acids. The transcript is spliced from 2 exons. Lineage: Eukaryota; Metazoa; Arthropoda; Malacostraca; Decapoda; Penaeidae.
AUGACCCCGCAACCUGAACCUCAGCAUAUCUCCCCAGGUUGGGUCAUGCUAGGUCCGCCGCCGCUGCCUGCACUCAUUGGCCAGCGGGCUCCCUUCGUUCCCUGCGCGCUUGCACUGCGGUCGUGUACUUCAGCCGCAGAGCCGACAGCGAGAUCAGCAACCCCCGAUCCUCCAGACGGUGGUGUUGGAAAUGGUGGCAGCAGUGGCGUUGGAUAUGGUGGCAGCGGUGGCGUUGGAUAUGGUGGCAGCGGUGGUGUUGGAAAUGGUGGCAGCAGUGGUGUUGGAUAUGGUGGCAGCGGUGGCGUUGGAUAUGGUGGCAGCGGUGGUGUUGGAAAUGGUGGCAGCAGUGGCGUUGGAAAUGGUGGUAGUAUGGUGGUGUUGGGAAUGGUGGCAGCAGUGGUGUUGAAAAUGGUGGUGGUAGUGUUGUUGGAAAUGGUGAUGGUGUUGGCAGGGGUUGUUGGUGGUGGAAUUUAA